Elgaria multicarinata webbii is the source of this 4438-nucleotide messenger RNA. It is a transcript of the gene PIP4K2A, whose product is annotated as phosphatidylinositol-5-phosphate 4-kinase type 2 alpha. The transcript has 10 exons. Gene Ontology annotation, biological process: phosphatidylinositol phosphate biosynthetic process. The coding region runs from base 273 to 1487 and encodes 404 amino acids. Gene Ontology annotation, molecular function: 1-phosphatidylinositol-5-phosphate 4-kinase activity; 1-phosphatidylinositol-4-phosphate 5-kinase activity. The record is from RefSeq and is a predicted model, not a curated record. NCBI's taxonomy places the organism in Eukaryota, Metazoa, Chordata, Lepidosauria, Squamata, Anguidae. Gene Ontology annotation, cellular component: plasma membrane.
CAGCUGCAGCGCCAGGGACGAGCCCGUCGCUCCCCUCCUGCCGCAGCCGCACUAGCGCCCGCCGUUCAGUCACAGCCGCGCUCCGUCUCGCCGCCUGGUGCUGCCGCCGGCCCCUCCUCGCCGCUCUUCUUCUUCUUCCUCUGCCCGCGGCGGGUCCGGGGCGCUGAGCCUCCUCGCCGCCGCCCUCCUCCUCCUCCUCCUCCUCCUCCUCUUUUUUCUUCCUUCCUGCCUUCCUUGGCUGCUGCAGCAGCGGCUGCUCCUCCGUGGCUCCCAUGGCGGCUCCGGGCAACAUCGUGUCCGUUAUGGCGAGUAAAACCAAGACCAAGAAGAAGCAUUUCGUGGCCCAGAAAGUCAAGCUCUUCCGGGCCAGCGACCCGCUCCUCAGCGUCCUCAUGUGGGGGGUGAACCACUCGAUCAAUGAACUGAGCCAUGUUCAAAUCCCUGUUAUGUUGAUGCCAGAUGACUUUAAAGCAUAUUCAAAGAUAAAAGUGGAUAAUCACCUUUUCAACAAAGAAAAUAUGCCCAGCCAUUUCAAAUUCAAGGAAUAUUGUCCAAUGGUUUUUCGUAAUCUGCGAGAGAGGUUUGGAAUUGAUGAUCAGGACUUUCAGAAUUCUCUGACAAGAAGUUGCCCGCUUGCUAACGAUUCUCAAGCUCGGAGCGGUGCCCGAUUUCACACCUCUUAUGACAAAAGAUAUGUCAUCAAAACUAUAACAAGUGAAGAUGUAGCAGAAAUGCACAACAUACUGAAGAAAUACCACCAGUUUAUAGUGGAAUGUCAUGGCAAUACACUACUUCCCCAAUUUUUGGGCAUGUACCGGCUUACCGUUGAUGGAGUUGAAGUAUAUAUGAUUGUUACAAGAAACGUAUUCAGCCAUCGUUUAUCUGUUUAUAGAAAAUACGAUUUAAAGGGCUCUACAGUAGCAAGAGAAGCCAGUGACAAGGAAAAGGCCAAAGAAUUGCCAACAUUCAAAGACAAUGACUUCAUCAAUGAUGGUCAAAAGAUUUAUAUUGAUGACACCAACAAAAAGAUGUUCCUUGAAAAACUUAAAAAGGACGUUGAGUUCCUUGCUCAGUUAAAACUUAUGGACUACAGCUUGCUGGUUGGAAUUCAUGAUGUUGAGAGAGCAGAACAGGAAGAGAUAGAAUGUGAAGAGAACGAUGAAGAUGAAGGAGAAAGCGAUGGGACUCACCCAAUUGGAACACCUCCAGAUAGUCCAGGAAAUACACUGAACAGCUUGCAGCCUUUAGCUCCAGGAGAAUUUGAUCCAACCAUUGAUGUUUAUGGAAUAAAAUGCCAUGAAAAUGCACCAAGGAAGGAGGUAUACUUUAUGGCCAUCAUUGACAUUCUUACUCAUUACGAUGCAAAAAAGAAAGCUGCCCAUGCUGCAAAAACAGUCAAACAUGGCGCCGGUGCCGAGAUUUCAACGGUUAACCCCGAACAGUAUUCAAAGCGGUUCUUGGACUUUAUUGCCAACAUCUUGACGUAACCUAAUGUUCCGUUGGACAGAUACAAGGUCUGGGAACAGCAGCAAUGGCUACAAGUGUGUAAGGGAUAACAGCUUCUUUUCAAAGGAACUCUCAAGUGCUCUCUUGCAGAAGGCAUCCCCCUUGUUUACAUCUGCUGGCAAAGAUGACCGACUGGGGUGAAAUACUUGCUUUAACAGCUGCCUGAUUAUGCCCAGCAUAGUUCUAGCUAUUUCUGAUGCGUGUGUGUGUGCGUGUGCGUGUGCAGAAACAAAUAUAAAUUAAACUAAUAAUAACUAAAAUAGGUCAGCUUCUUACUCGGUGUGUGCAUUGCAACAACAACAACACUCCGUGGAUACUAGCUGAAAUGGAAUGAAUGGUCAAAGGAGUCGGGAGGGGGGGAGGAAGGAAGGAAGGAAGAAUAUGUGCAUGUUAAGUUCUACAAUAUUGGUAUCAGAACUGUAAACUGUGGAUCAGUUUAUACUUUGAACUGAACGGUGCAAGACAGUAUUGGUGGUGAUGACGACUAUGACCUUUCUGCAAAUGUUACACUUAACGACCCUGCAUGUUGGCACUUCUUACGAAUAGCUCCAUGUGCUGGAAGCUUUCCUGUUGGCAACUUCUUAAAUUUUUAUUUUAUUUCAUUCAACUGGCCCAUCGCAACAGGAAAUAGUCUUCCACCAGAGUUCAGAGUUUUGGCUCUUCUUCUUCAUCUUCUUUUUACCAAGAUCUAACGCCAUAAUCAUGCUGUAUGUUCUUUGCCAAGGGUCAACUUAAUUGGAGGGGUGGGGUGGGGGUGGGCAGGAAUAUAGACUGUUUUAAUUGUCUUACUACAUGAAGAUUUUACACUGUGUGUUUAUCAUAUAGGAAUUGAGUAUGCUACAGAGGAAAUCAAAUCAUGCAUUUACAAAGAAAUGCAUGAUUUUAGGCAAUAAUAGUAUUUUCCACCACAUGAACAAAGGAAUAGGGGAUGUCUGUUCAUCUAUAACUGAUCAAAGAAGACAUUUAAUUGCUUACAUGUGCUGUUUUUAAUAUUUUAUUAAAAUAUUCCUUUUUUAAGCCCUAAAUUUUACUGUUUACAUUAAUAGGAAAACAGGGAUGCUUUUGAGUUUGUGCGCAGUAUGUGAAUCUGAAGUUUACAUGUAAAGUUAUUUCGCAGUACAGGUGAAGUAAUUUCUUGAAGUGUAAUAUGCAGCAAUGUACCCAAGCAGAUGCUUCAUUCACCUCCUUGAUAGAAGAUCUCUUUUUACAAUGGUGACAGAUUGUUUUGAGGUAUUUUAGGUGGCAUUUUUUAAUUAUUUCAAUAACAAUUAGCGGCAUUGUGUUUUGUUUCCAAAUUUCGUUAUUUUACUGAUUGCCUAAAAUCGUGCUGUCACCUGUAACCUGUUUUAAAGUUUGGGGGAAGGUUCCAAGCUUCAUAAAGGACAGAAUUAGAUAUGCUUAAAAUUACUACUUAUACACUGUGCUAAAAUUGUGCCUUUUUAACAUUCUUCGUGGAAACAAGAUAGGCAACUCGGAAAAAAAAGAAAAUCACACUCUCCCCCUGCAUCUUAUAACUUAGCCCAGGAGUGCCAGGCUGCCUUCUCAAAUGACGACAUGCCAGUGCUGUUAAGAUUGCAGUUGUGUAUAAUGUAUGUGGUGUUGACUUCAGAGAAAUCUGAUAAAAUAGCAGCUGAUCUUGCUAUUUUGUGUGGCCAAAGGCAAUACCAUCCUUGUACCUUUCUCCACUUUUUAAAGGGUUUUUGUGACCUUCUUAAACAUAUCUAAGUCAGUUUUAUUUUUCCGCCAAAGAUAAUGAACUUAAAAAGGGGCAGGGUUGUUAAUAUAAGCAACCAUCACUUCUUCCCUUGCGUUUGAUCCACAAAAAUUCUUGGACACUUUAAAGCCCACUGUAUCUAUGUGAAAGCAAGUGGAGGUUGAGAUUUACAGUGGCCAGUCAAGAACAUCCAGCCGUGUUAAUUUUACCCAAGUCAGGACUGCUCAGUGAUUGGCACUGGGAUCUCCCUGGUCUCCUUGGGGAAGGGCCAUAGCUCAGUGGUAGAACACAUGGUUUGCAUACACAAGAUGCCACGUCCUAUCCCUGUCAUCUCUAGGUAGGGCUAGGAAAGUUGCCAGUAGAGAGCCACUGCCAGCCAAUGCAGACAGACUGAUGUCCUGGCUUGGCAGAUUCUGGUCUUUCAUCUCAUCAUCCCUGCUGCUGCUGCCUCUUUUCCCCUUCUGCUGCUUGAGCAAACUUCCCAACCCGCUAUGGAGUCAUUAGCGACUGUGCGAGGGAAGAGAUAUAUAGUCCACACGAGCUUCCUCCCAACUGUGUUUUGCUUCCUCUUUGAUCUAUUCAUAAACACCCACGAUGGUUUGGUUUUUGUGAUUCAUGAUGCUGCUGGUUCCACUCAUUUUAAAUGUAUGUCAGCUAUUGCAAAUCUGGAUGGCAUAUUAAUUUCCUUAGUAACUUUAGUUUUGUUUAACACGUUAGAAUAGCUGUAGCUUCUGUGUUAGGUUUUGACAGUCCAUGAUACUCCAAAUUGCAUCUUUCAAUUUUGGAUAAAUUACAAAAAUGAUUAAUUAGUGUAAUAAGAAGAAUUGUAAUUCACUGAUCUUUAACAAGGGAUAGUUUGUAUACAUACAUUCUUUCCACACCAGCUACCGUUUUCAGACAUUGCUUUGAACAAAUAUUUGUGGGUUCCAUUUUCUUUUUCAUAACAUUCAUGUCUUUGAAAAUUCCAAUCUUCACAAGUAAACCCCAUGUUUUCAUGGGGGAGGCACUGUUGCAAGUUUGUAGCGCUCCACCUAUCUCUCAGCUGAUAUGCCUAGAAAUAAUACUUCACCAAAUAAAUUGCCAUCUCUUUUCCCACCUGAAUUCCUAUUGGUACGAUCAGAUGUGUUGUAUACUGUAUACUUGGGUGGAUGGACACCGGAAAUGCUACCACCAGUAACUUUUCAGGUUUAUAAAUAAACUUAACUAAUUUCUACUGUG